Messenger RNA from Saccharomycodes ludwigii, 315 nucleotides. RefSeq lists its product as uncharacterized. Bases 1 to 315 code for a protein of 104 amino acids. The transcript has a single exon. The record is from RefSeq and is a predicted model, not a curated record. Lineage: Eukaryota; Fungi; Ascomycota; Saccharomycetes; Saccharomycodales; Saccharomycodaceae.
AUGUCUACUGAAACCGCUCCUGCUGCUGCUCCUGCCGCUCCUGUCACUACUGACGUUGUUGAAAACGUUAAAUCAUCCGUUGAAGAAAUUCAAAAAGAUAGUGAAACUGCUGCUCAAGAUGGUUUUAAUAAGGUCACUGAACAAGUAGAAAAGGAAAAGAAAGAAAUUGAACCUAAAAAAAAAGUGGUCAAAGCUAAAAAAGAUGAAAUUGAAGCAAAAACUGAAUCUGCAGCUAAAUCCGGUAAUAGUUUGUUAUCCUCUUUCACCAAUCCUUGCAAAAAGGUUUGGUUAAAGACUAAAAAAUUAUUGAGCUGA